AUGGCUCCAGUGCUCGAUGUAGCCGGAAAGGAAAAGAAACGAGGAGCAUACAUUAACUUCCACGGAGGCGGUUGGGUGUUUGGUAAUUUAGCUGCUAAUCAUCAUGUCUGCAAGCGGAUUGUCCACGAUCUUGAAGGUGAGGUUGUUGUCUUUGACGUCGACUAUCGCCUUGCGCCCGAACACCGGUACCCAACAGCCAUCGAAGAUUGCUGGGCCGCUGUCCAAUGGGUCAGAAGCAAGGCGGAAGAGUUCAACCUAGAUCUAGCAAGGCUUGCCAUCGGGGGCGCAUCUGCAGGCGGCCAUCUUUGCGCAGUGAUAGCCCAUAUGUGCAGAGAUCACGGCUAUCCGCUGCGCCUGCAGCUGCUCCUGGUCCCGGUGAUAGAUAUGCAUAGUUCGUUCACACCGACUGGCGAAUUCGACCGUGAAAACACGCCGUACGAGUCGUACCGAGAGAUGGAGCAUACGGCUGCACUGCCUGCCGAGCGAAUGGCAUAUUUUCACCGCCACUGGCUGGGAAACCCUCAUCCGGAGAGAUCUGAAGAUGACUGGAAGAUUUCACCCAUCUUCGCCCCAAACUUCGCGAAUCUAGCGCCGGCAAUCGUGUGGACGGCCGAGAUGGACCCCCUUCGAGACGAGGGCGUCGCCUAUGUGAAGAAACUGGAGGCCGCAGGGGUCAGGGUCGAGCAUAUCCGGGUCGCUGGAGUCCCCCAUACGUUCGUCCACCUGAACGGGGUCCUGGAGGGAGGGAAGCUCUUCAUGAAGCAGUCUGUCGGCGCCCUAGCCGCCGCCCUAAGCGCUUGCGCACCCUUACGAGCCCUCGGGCGCGUUGCAUCGAAACCCGCAGCUCGAUCGUUCGCUUCUCCCCAUACUCUCCACCUCCGGAACUCCUGCCGCGCCAUAAGUAGUGCUGUCCGGCCGUCGCUCGUGUCGAACAAGUACCAGUUUACCGGAUACCACGCCCUGUCUGCGUUCAGAGGGUUUGCGUCUACAACAAGAAUGAUGGUGGGGGGUUCUCCAAUUGCAGCUUCUCCUCGUACUGAAACCGAUGCCUUUGGCGAGAUCCAGGUGCCCGGGGAUAAAUACUGGGGAGCCCAGACUCAGAGGUCCCUCGGGAACUUUGAUAUUGGACAACCACAGGACCGCAUGCCCCCUCCGAUCGUUCGUGCCCUCGGUAUCCUCAAGGGCGCUGCUGCCACGGUGAACAUGAGAUAUGGACUCGACCCUACCGUGGGUAAGGCGAUCCAGCAGGCCGCCGCUGAGGUCGCAGACCUCAAGCUGGUUGACCAUUUCCCUCUUGUUGUCUGGCAAACCGGUUCCGGCACUCAGUCAAACAUGAACGCCAACGAGGUCAUCUCCAACCGUGCAAUUGAAAUCCUUGGAGGAACCAUGGGCAGCAAGAAGCCCGUCCACCCCAAUGACCAUGUCAACAUGUCUGCCUCUUCCAAUGACACGUUCCCUACCGUCAUGCACAUUGCUGCUGUUCUGGAACUCGAGGACUCUCUUCUGCCAACCUUGACAAGCCUCAAGGAUGCACUACAGAAGAAGGUAGAGGAGUUCAACGACAUCAUCAAGAUUGGCAGGACCCAUUUGCAAGAUGCUACUCCUCUCACCCUCGGCCAGGAGUUCUCCGGCUACGUCUCCCAACUGGAGCGUAACAUCACCCGUGUUGAGAACUCUCUGCCCGACCUCCGAUUGCUGGCUCAGGGUGGUACCGCUGUCGGUACCGGCCUCAACACCUUCAAGGGUUUCGACGAGGCCAUCGCUGAGGAAGUCAGCAAGAUGACCGGCAAGCAGUUCAAGACCUCGCCCAACAAAUUCGAGGUCCUUGCUGCUCACGAUGCCGUCGUUGAAGCCUCCGGCGCACUCAACACUCUUGCCUGCUCCCUCUUCAAGAUUGCUCAGGACAUUCGCUUCCUCGGCUCUGGCCCCCGUUGCGGUCUCGGCGAGCUCCAGCUCCCUGAGAACGAGCCUGGUUCCUCCAUCAUGCCCGGAAAGGUCAACCCUACUCAGUGUGAGUCUCUCACCAUGAUCUGCGCCCAGGUUAUGGGUAACCAUGUCGCCACCACGGUUUCUGGAAUGAACGGUAACUUUGAGCUCAACGUGUUCAAGCCCGUCAUGAUCCGAAACUUGCUCCACAGUGUUCGCAUCUUGAGUGACGGAAUGAGAUCGUUUGAGAAGAACCUUGUGGCCGGCCUCGAGGCUGACCGCAAGAGAAUCGAUUCUCUUCUACACGAAAGUCUUAUGCUUGUUACUUGCCUGAACCCCGUUAUUGGCUACGAUAUGGCCUCCAAGGUCGCCAAGAACGCCCAUAAGAAGGGCCUCACCCUCAAGCAGAGUGCCAUGGAACUGAAGGCUUUGAGCGAGGAGGACUUCGAUAAACACGUUCGACCAGAGUUGAUGAUCAGCCCUAAGGAGCGCAAGUAA
Arthroderma uncinatum is the source of this 2424-nucleotide messenger RNA. RefSeq names its product fumarate hydratase. Lineage: Eukaryota; Fungi; Ascomycota; Eurotiomycetes; Onygenales; Arthrodermataceae. The record is from RefSeq and is a predicted model, not a curated record. The transcript is spliced from 9 exons. Gene Ontology annotation, cellular component: mitochondrion; tricarboxylic acid cycle heteromeric enzyme complex. Gene Ontology annotation, biological process: tricarboxylic acid cycle; malate metabolic process; fumarate metabolic process. Bases 1 to 2424 code for a protein of 807 amino acids. Gene Ontology annotation, molecular function: hydrolase activity; fumarate hydratase activity.